GGUUGCCAAGGUAUCACGAUCAACGGUAACUCUCUGCAUCAAGUAAACAAAUCAUUUUCUAAAGAAACUGUGACAGUCUUCUUGUCAAAGAAAUCACAAGAUGACGUCCUUAGACUUGAGACAGCAAAAACUAGAGCAACAGAGACAACUAAUUGCUCAGAAAAUGAAACAGAAACGACAAAGUGGAGCUGGUGGAAUGGUUCAAUCCUCCAAUAUAUCUAGUACACAGCUAACGAGUCAUUCAACAAAGUGGAUGAAUGCUAGUAAAGAACUUCAUGGCUAUGAUGGACCAUUACAGUUUAGCAUGUUACCUAGUAAUCCUGAUAUUGGUCUGGGGCAUGAAAAUAAAACCAUGGAUACAGAUCUAACAGAAAUCAGUACAGAAGGUGGUUUCUAUGAAGGAACUGAACAAAGUGACUGUGCAGAUGAAGAAUCUUCUCCUGUAGAUUUGCGGUCACCUAUGGAACUUCCCUGUCAAUCUCCACUGAGAGUAGCUCCAUCAGAUGGUCCUAAUCCAAUAAUCAGCAGCGAUAAUAAUUCACCAAGUCCGGAAUUAGAAGGGAACGUCGAAGGGAAUAUCGAACAGUUUGUUCUACAGCCUGCCAACAAAAAAAUGCAUUACAAAUGCAGAAUAACAAGAGACAGAAAGGGAAUGGAUCGUGGACUGUAUCCAACAUAUUUUCUGCAUCUAGAGCGAGAUUACGGAAAGAAGGUUUUUCUUUUGGCCGGACGAAAGAGAAAAAAAAGUACAACAAGCAACUAUUUGAUUUCAACGGAUCCAACCGAUCUUUCUCGUGGUGCAGAAUCCUACGUGGGGAAGUUACGAUCGAAUCUGCUUGGAACUCAAUUCACAGUCUAUGACAACGGAUACUCGUUAAUGAAGGGCGAGAAACGCGAGGAACGUUUUAACCCACGUCAAGAACUUGCAGCUGUCGUUUAUGACACUAAUGUUCUUGGCUUCAAAGGACCAAGAAAAAUGACUGUAAUCAUUCCAGGGAUGACUGCCGAUCAGAAGCGAGUUCAAAUUUGUCCAAGAGAUGAUACGGAAACACUUCUUGAAUGCUAUAAAAUGAAGAACAUGGAUAAUCUCAUCGAGCUUCAUAACAAGACACCGGUAUGGAACGAUGACACGCAAUCAUACGUGUUAAAUUUUCAUGGACGAGUCACACAGGCAUCUGUCAAGAACUUUCAAGUUGUCCAUGACAGCGAUGUUGAUUACGUAGUGAUGCAGUUUGGUCGCGUAGCCGAAGAUGUCUUUACGAUGGACUACCGCUUUCCAUUGUGUGCUCUGCAGGCCUUCGCCAUCGCUCUGAGCAGUUUUGACAGUAAAUUAGCUUGCGAGUAAAACCUGGCCAAAGAAAAGUCAUAACACAAGGUAUUGUUUCAACAAGAGCUUUUAUAAUUUUUUCAACAAAAACUAAACUAUCGCGCCAGACCAUGUAAAGUCCAACGGUAUUUACCGAAAUAUAUUAUGAAUCUCGAACCGCGAUGCGUUCGUGAAGCUGCCCGAUUACUUGCUGGACAAUCAAAAGGAUCUACAAACUAAUUCGGUUAGCUUUAAAAGCAAAGAAAAAGAAAUAGAAAAUCAAACCUGCCAAAAGAAAGGUAGAAUGAAUCAUGAGAGGAAAUGAUGUGAGAAAAAGAAAAGAAAUAGCGACAUCCUAAAGAGUAUCUAUAAUCUUAAGAAUGUUUAUGUGUUCAUUUUUACUAGACGUUUACGCAGGUCUUUUCGUACAGUUUCUCUUGAACGUUUACAUACUUUUUGUCUGAAAUCAUCUUUGACUAAUCUCAGAGUAUACCAUAUUCUUCACCAUGCUACAAGUAAAUAGAGAUAAUGAACAUAUGAGGGACAAUGCGAUUCGAUGACCGUUCGGCAAUAAUUAAUUGCUGCCAAUGGCAAUUGAUUAAAUGUUAUCAGUAUAAGAAUGCGAUAAUUAUCAUAUGCAUAAUGAGGAGAAGAAAUAAAAGUCAAAGUAAUAAAUGGAAGUUUCAGUAUAUGCUACACGUUAUCGCGGUUUGUAUAGUUGUUAUAAUAGUUGAGAAUGACAAAGAUAUAUCGCACUGGAAUAGAGAAUGGUGGUAUACUCGGGUAAACAGAGAAUGACGUUUAAUGAGUAAAUGAAAUUCUAAAAUCUAAUUAAUUGUCUACUCGUUGCCCAUAAGUAAUUAAUUGGCAACUAUCCUCAUUCGUGUCACCCCAUUGCCGUUGUAAUACAGGUCUCAAUUUAACGGAGCACCCUGAAAAUAAACGUGAUGUGUGCCUUUACAGAGGAAGCGGAACCUCAUUAGACUAUUAAUGAUUAGACAUUUAGAAUUUUAGUGAAUUUUAUACAAGGCGUGAAAAAGAGGAAGACAGUUGCGUUUCCUUGAGGUCAGUGGGUUAUGGGUAAAAGAAUAGCGUCAGAACAGAAAUUGGAGAAAAUUACAGAUGAAAACGAAAACUAAUUCGCUAUGCGCCUUGCGGUGUAAUUUACUAUGGUAUAUUUUCUCCGCUGUUUCUUUCCUCUAUUUUAAUCUCGUCCUAAAAAUUUUUCUUAGAUGUUUUUAAUCUAGCAUCUUGCAACAUUUUUUAUGAAUCUCUAUUGUGGUCUUCGAUGCAGCUGCGAUUGCUUAACGAUUACCACUUGUCGCAAUGAAUUCUCUAUCCCACAUACCUACAAAAACGUAUGCACCCCAACUUUACCCACUACAUAGCCAUAAUCAAAAUAUUGAAAAAAAGUUUUUCCGAAAUCGGGUGACGAGUUUAUAUUUUUUUCACUCUAUACGCCACGUUUUUCUAUACAACUUUUAUAUAACCAAUUUACUUCACGUUUUCUAUUUCUUUAUUUCGUAUGGGUAGGGAAGUUUUUUCACGUCGAAUGUAAGCUAGUAGAUAGAGCUAAAAAGAAUCAUGAAAUAAAAAGAGAAUUUCAAAUGAAAAACCGUAUAGAGUGCGUCUAGUCUGUUCCUAAAAGCGUUAAACGAUGCAUAGAACAAUUAAUAAUUGUAUAGUUCGUAUACUAAGUAUUAUUAUGUAGUAUUAUUACCUGUCUAUUAUUAUUUUAUUAUAAAACAAUGGAUGUAACAGUUAUUAAGUGUGUAAUGAAUGUACUAUUAAUUAUAAAAUGGGAAACUAUAAGUUGUAUGCUAAUAAAAUGUAAAGGAGAAUAGAAAAACCCAGCUGUAAGAUUUUAGUUGAUGUCAUUAAUAGAUAUAAAAUGGAAUAAAUGGCAUAUUGAAAAGUA
Cephus cinctus (wheat stem sawfly) is the source of this 3224-nucleotide messenger RNA. RefSeq names its product protein king tubby (gene ktub). Gene Ontology annotation, biological process: protein localization to cilium. The record is from RefSeq and is a predicted model, not a curated record. Gene Ontology annotation, cellular component: cilium. Lineage: Eukaryota; Metazoa; Arthropoda; Insecta; Hymenoptera; Cephidae. The transcript is spliced from 8 exons. The coding region runs from base 101 to 1345 and encodes 414 amino acids.